Thermothelomyces thermophilus ATCC 42464 is the source of this 2847-nucleotide messenger RNA. RefSeq lists its product as uncharacterized. The transcript has a single exon. Bases 137 to 2545 code for a protein of 802 amino acids. Lineage: Eukaryota; Fungi; Ascomycota; Sordariomycetes; Sordariales; Chaetomiaceae. Gene Ontology annotation, molecular function: RNA binding. The record is from RefSeq and is a predicted model, not a curated record.
GCCAGUGGGAGCUCAGGCCAAGCCAAUCAACUCCCUACUGUGUAGUGCAUUACAAAAAUCCGUACAUAACAACUCCCUGCAGAUUGAUUUGGACCGCAAGGAAAUUCGACUUCAAUUGAACCCAGGCUUUUUGACCAUGGGAAAUUCUGACAAAAAGCGCCAACGCGAGGCCGAAGAAGCGCCCGCGGGGCCCGGAGAGUCCGCCGCGCAGACCCCCGAUCCGCCGUCCAAGAAAGCGCGGCUCGAUUCGCAUCGGCAACUCUUCGUACGAUCACUGCCGCCAGACGCCACCAGCGAGUCCCUGGUCGAGUUCUUCUCGCAGCACUACCCCGUUAAGCACGCCACCGUCGUGCUCGACCCAAAGACCAAGACCUCACGCGGCUAUGGUUUCGUCUCGUUCGCCGACCCCGAAGAUGCGGCCGAAGCCAAGGAGAAGCUCAAGAACGAGCUUUUCCACGGCCGCCGGCUGCAGCUCGACAUUGCUCUGCCACGCCUCCGUGACGCUUCCAAGGUGGACCCCGAGGUUGUGUCCAAGACUAUCGAGGAAAAGCGCAAGCGCGAGGCCGAGCUGGAACUGGCCCGGAAGCCCCCGAAGCUCAUCAUUCGCAACCUUCCCUGGAGCAUCAAGAAGCCGGAGCAGCUGGCGAAACUGUUUCAGAGUUUCGGCAAAGUCAAAUUUGUCGACUUGCCCAACGAUAAGGGCAAGCUGGCCGGGUUCGGUUUCGUCACGCUCCGCGGGCGGAAAAAUGCCGAGAGGGCAAUGGAGGCUAUCAACGGCAAGGUGGUCGACGGGCGCACAUUGGCGGUCGAUUGGGCGGUGGACAAGCAGACAUGGGAAAAGCUGAAGGACGCCGCGGACCAAGACGAGGCCAAGGCUAAGAGCCCCAAGGAGAAGAAGUCGGAAAAGGCGAAAAGCGACAAGAAAGAGGAGGAUGAGGACGACGACCCCAACAUGACCCAGGAAGACCGAGAUCUGGUGAACUUCUUCAAGAACUACGGUGACAAUCUCGAGGACGAGGAGGAGGAGGAUGACCAGGAAAGUGAGGAGGAUGACGAGGAAAAGAGCCACGGAGAGGAGGAUCAGGACGGGGAUAGCGAAAGCGGCGAGGAGGAGGAGGAAGACCAAGAAGAGGAUGAGGACAGCGAGUCGGACGUCGAGGAGUCGGAUGACUCGGACGACGAGGAGGACAAGAAGAAGCCCAAGAAGCCGCUGACGGACAACUCGACAACCAUCUUCAUCCGCAACUUACCGUACUCGACAACGGACGAGACGCUCAAGGCACACUUUACGAGGUUCGGCCGAGUGAGGUACGCCCGGGUAGUCAUGGACCGCACCACAGAGAAGCCCGCGGGCACAGGGUUUGUUUGUUUUGUCAGGGAGGAGGAUUUCAAGGCCUGCCUGAAGGGCGCACCCCGGCACAAGCCCGCGCCUAUGCUGGCCAAGCACUCGGUGCUGCAGGACGAGACGGCGGAUCCCGAAGGCAAUUACACACUCGACGGCCGCGUCCUCCAGGUGACCCAGGCGGUGUCCAAGGACGAAGCGGCCCGGCUAGCCGAGGAGAGCAAGGGCAGGCGGAAGGAAGACAAGCGGCGGCUCUUCCUCCUCUCGGAGGGCGCCAUCACGCCCAAGUCGCCCCUCUACAGCAAACUCACCCCGGCCGAGAUCAAGAUGCGGGAGGCGAGCGCGAAGCAGCGCAAGAAGUUGAUCGAGUCCAACCCGAGCCUGCACCUCAGCCUGACGCGCCUCGCGGUCCGCAACAUUCCGCACAGCCUGUCCUCCAAAGACCUCAAGGCGCUCGCGCGGCGCGCCAUCGUCGAGUUCGCCAAGGACGUCAAGGAAGGCCGGCGCCUGCCCAUCUCCAAAGAAGAAAGGGAGCGGGGCGGCGAGGCCGACCGGGAGGCGGAGCGGCGCCGCAGGGAGAAGGGCAAGGGCGUGGUGCGGCAGGCCAAGAUCGUCUUCGAGACGGCGCAGGGAUCCAAGGUGGACGAGAAGACGGGCGGGGGCAGGUCGCGCGGCUACGGCUUCAUCGAAUACUGGUCGCACCGCCGGGCGCUCAUGGGCCUCCGCUACCUCAACGGCCACCCGCUCAAGAACGAGGCCGGCAAGACGCCGCGGCUGAUUGUCGAGUUUGCCAUCGAAAACGCAAAGGUCGUGCAGCGGCGGCGCCAGCAGGAGGAGAAGAGCAGGAUGGCCAAGGAGCAGAAGGCCGCGGGCGGUGCCGGUAAGGACGGAAAGGGAAAGGUCAAGGGGAAGGGGAAUGACAAGAAGGAGAAGGGCAUGGAGCAGAAGGAUGGCAGCGGUCGGUCCAAGGGCAAGGGGUCCAAGGGCCGGGAUGGGAAAGACGGGAAGGGCGGGAAGCCGGGCAAAGGUGCAAAGCCCGGCAAGGGUGGCAAGAAGAGCGCGGCCGAGGCGAAGGCCGGGGUGCCGCCCGCCAAGCAGGGCAAGAAGAAGGCGGACGAGAAGCUCGCCCUGAGGACCAAGAUCAUUGCGAGGAAACGGAUGAUGCGGAAGAAGAAGGCGGCUAUGCGGGCGGGUAAGAGGUAGGGGGAUAUCGUAGGGUUCCCCCUUUGUUGAACUUCCCAAGUACGUACCAUAGUACGGUUACUAAGGGACAUUCUUUUUUAGGUAAGGUACCUGACCUACCUAGCGUACCUUACAAAGAGGAUACAGAUCGGUACGAACAAUGAGGCACAUGUAAUCCGUAUGUCCAUGCACGUGCGUGCUUGGGCUACAACGCGUUGAGAUUUUGUACUUUUUGCUUGUACCUGCUUGGCUUGUUUGGCUUACUUGCGCAGUGGACGCUUGCAACGUGUUUUCUUUUUUCUUUCUUUCUUUCUUUUUUUUUU